AGGAGGGCCUGACCGACAUGUGCUUCUUGAUGGAGCUGGAGCUGGGCCAGCUGCCCAACAAGACCCGCCGGAUGGGCGUCAUCUCGGGGCUGCCCUGCAACAAGACCUGGGAGGACUCGUUCGACCUGGCCGCGGUGGAGAGGUGGUUGGCCUCGGCGCCCGACAGCAUCGCCGCGGGCUCGGGGACGGGCCUGGACGCCUCGGGCAUCGCGCAGGCGGGUGCUGCCGAAGAGGCGGCGGCCAGCUCGGGCAGCGCGCGGGCGUCGGCGGCCGAGGCGGCGGCCUCCACCCCAGGCGCCGACGCGGCGGCCGCGGCGGCCGACGCUGGCCGCGCUGCGGCGGCCACCGCCGGGGGGGCAGGCCUCGACCCGGCGCCCGAAUCUGCUUGCGGCCCGAUCGAGGAAGACGUCGCUUAUUGGGCAUGGUCGCUGCUGGGCGAGAUGCACAACGUGCCCAACGCCAGGGAGUGCCGCGGCAAGUGCGCGCUGGUGCCCGGCUGCGGCGCCUGGACCUGGGGCAAGGCUCGCGGCGUGGACGACCUGUCCGACAUAUGUUUCCUGAAGGGCCACAGCGCCAAACUACAGGACAGCCGCCACAAGGCGAGGGGCGUCUCGUCGGGCCUCUGCGGCGCGGGGGCCGCCGCCGAGGACGGCAGCCCGCGCAUGACCAUCGUGCUGGGCUCGAACGACGUCGACCGGGCCGCCGGGCGGCAAGGUGCCAUCUUGCCGAUGAGUUCGAUCAAGUCGCCAGAGAAAAGCAGUACCGCUGUACUUUCCACAACCGUGACCGCUACCACAAGAGUCGCGACCGCUACCACCACAUUCACUAGCACCACUGCGAACGUCCUGACGAGCACUACCGUCCUAACCACCAUCACUACCGUCCUGACGAGCACUCUCACGAGCGAAACGUCUGCGACAUACACCCAGACUACCAGCACGAAGACCCCAUCGAGAGCGACCUCAACGACGGGCCCAAUCGCUCUACCGGAGAAAGUUGACGGCGAGCUCUUCUGCUUCGCAGUCAUGGUGCCGGGGAGUGAGGAGCAGUCUUUGCUCGUAAUCGCUUUUCAAAACAGCGCCGGAAUAUUUAACUGCGACAUGAACACGAUCUACAGCAGUCUGGAAUUCGAGCUUGCCCCAGGCGUCGUGACACAUAAGGUGGCGAGCGACUUGCAUUGCGAAAGCGGGGGCGAGUUCAACACUGCCCUCAACCUCGAGAUCUUCUUAGAGGUGUGGAGGUCUGUCGUGGCGGAUGGCGAUUUCACCCGCUUCGAGUGGACCGUCAAAGUUGAUCCGGACAGCGUCUUCUUCCCAGACCGCCUUCGGGUCGCGAUCCAGAAACAUCAGCCAGCAGAGUACGAGCUUGGCAUAUAUCUCAACAAUUGCGACUUCGGCCUCCACGGCCGCGCCCUUAGCUCGCGUGGGUGGCGGUGUGAUCGGCCGACAAUUUGCAAGAGCAAGACUCUUGGCGUUCAGCGGUCUUUCGCGUUUCGAUGUAUUUAUUGCCAGUUGGCGAAUCGCGAGUCAUCUCGCAUGAAUUUCGAUGGUUUGUGCUUCUGCGAUAAUGGAUUCCUGCUGUUGCUGCACUCUUGUGCCUUCUGAGGUCCUAUCGAAGUCUUCUCAAGACGCGCAGUGGAGACAUGGUGGGAAGGAUCUCAGAAGUGUUUGGACCACUUCUGGGAGAUGUGCAGUGGUGACUGCAAUUGGGGUGAAGACAUUUUUAUCGACCAGUGCUUGUGGAAGGUGUUGAAUGCCACGCGUUACGAUGAACACGCCCUGCUCGUUGAGGACCAUUGCUCUCCCCCUGAGGGGUGGAGAGAUUGUCAGGAUUCGUGGCACAUUGCUUUUCACCCGUUUAAGACGGGUUGGGAGUGGAUGCAGUGCUUCGAAAACGCCAAGGCGCACCAGGACUAAGUUCUGGAAUUCAGUGCAUCGUGCGAGCCGUCGGCCAGCAUGGUGCGUCAAAGCGAAUUCGAUAUGCCCACGACUGCGGGCCUCUUGGAUAUUUGAGCGCCUCUGCGCCUCCAGCUGCCAACUGCCGAACAUUGACUCUCAGAGUCCAAGGUGACUUCUCUGCGAGCGCGCAGCACGCACGUCUCCGCAGUGCGAGACGCGGGCGCCCGUAGGCCGCAGACCGUCAGCCGUCGUAUGUGUUCCCUCUCUUCUCCUGACAGUGCCUGUACUUCGGGGCUGGCACCAGGAUUCCCAACGAACUGC
Molecule: messenger RNA, 2219 nt
Organism: Prorocentrum cordatum
Lineage: Eukaryota; Dinophyceae; Prorocentrales; Prorocentraceae
Source: the annotation of a GenBank genome assembly